This is a messenger RNA of Hydractinia symbiolongicarpus, 8187 nucleotides long. RefSeq lists its product as uncharacterized. Gene Ontology annotation, molecular function: calcium ion binding. The record is from RefSeq and is a predicted model, not a curated record. Gene Ontology annotation, biological process: cell-matrix adhesion. The transcript is spliced from 41 exons. Bases 132 to 7451 code for a protein of 2439 amino acids. NCBI's taxonomy places the organism in Eukaryota, Metazoa, Cnidaria, Hydrozoa, Anthoathecata, Hydractiniidae.
ACGUGACAUAGUAAUAAAAUCAUGAAAAAAAAAUCAAAUUUAAGACAAAAUCUGUGAAUUUUUUUUUAAUGAAUAUAGGACAUUACUGACAUAAAACGUGCGAAGCGGGCUUUGUACUGUCAGCGAAUAUAAUGGAGAAAAACAGAUUAAAAAAUUAUCGUAUAGCAAUGUGGACAUGUAUUUUAAUAGUAUUUUACUUAUCUGGAUGCAAUGGCCAGUCACCUGAUGCAGGAGGAAGUACCUCAACAAUUGUGUUUCCUGUAGUCAGCUCAUCAGUUGCUCCAUUACCAAAUUUUUGUACAACUGGGCAAAACAAUUGCCACGAUUUUGCGACUUGUGUAUUGUUGGGCAAUACAUUUGAAUGUCGCUGUAACACUGGUUUUCAAGGCAAUGGUAGAAUUCCUAAUGGUUGUACAGAUAUUAACGAGUGUGAAAACAGAACGUCAUGUGAUGGUAAUGCAAACUGCCGUAACAACCCUGGCUCUUUUACUUGCCAAUGUAAGGCUGGUUUUACAGGAGACGGAAAAACAUGCACAAAUAUUAACGAAUGUAAUCAACCAAACAUAUGUGUCAGUCCUGCUGUGUGUGUUGACAAAGCUGGUGGCUUUGAUUGUAACUGUCCAGAUGGAUACAUUAAGGAUGGACAGAGGUGCAAAGACGUCAAUGAAUGUACAGCAAAUCCUUCACCAUGUGGGCCAAAUGGAGUUUGCCGAAAUACAUUAGGGUCUUUUGCAUGUGAUUGUAUUGCUGGCUACAGAAAACAAGGUCAAUUCAGUUGCCAAGAUAUUAAUGAGUGUACCACAAAUACACACAGUUGUGAUACCAAUGCAAAUUGCAUAAAUACACAAGGCUCAUUUACAUGUCAAUGCAAAGAUGGUUUUAGAAAAACUGGGGACGUUUGUACAGAUAUUAAUGAAUGCCUGGACACUAACACUAGACGUUGCCACCAGAAUGCGAGAUGUGAAAAUGCUGUUGGUGGGUACAAUUGUGUGUGUAAUAAAGGCUACAUUGGCGAUGGACAGAAUUGCAGGGAUCAGAAUGAAUGUAACAUCCAAAGUCUUAAUACAUGUAUAAGUCCUGCUGUGUGCAAAAACACAAUUGGAAGUUUUGUAUGUGAUUGUGAAGUUGGAUACACAAAAGUUGGUAACAAUGAAUGUCAAGACAUUGAUGAGUCCAAAUUAGUUCCAUCUGUUUGUCCGGAAGGAUCAACAACUCAAAAUACUAUAGGCAGCUAUAUAUGUAUUUGUAAUGCAGGGUAUACUGGCAAUCCUUGUACAGACAUCGAUGAGUGCGUUACUAACAAUAAUAAUUGUCACACUAAUGCCAAUUGCAUUAAUACAAAUGGUUCAUUCACAUGUGAAUGCAAAACAGGAUUUACUGGCAAUGGGUUUGACUGCACUGAUAUCAACGAAUGUGAUUCAAACAAUUGUGCUGCAAGUGGUGCGAUAUGUGUAAAUACUAUUGGAAGUUUCCAAUGUGUUUGUGUACCAGGAUUUACUGGCGAUGGCUUCAGCUGCACUGAUAAAAAUGAAUGCAAUGACAACCUUUGUGAUCAAGACUGCCGUAACACUCCUGGCUCCUAUGUUUGUAGUUGUAAAACAGGAUACACAUUUUCCGCACCACAUACUUGCACAGACAUUAAUGAAUGUAACACAAAUGCUCACAAUUGUCAUGUGAAUGCAACUUGCACAAACACAGAUGGGUCGUUUACUUGUAAAUGUAAGAGUGGUUAUCUUGGGAAUGGAGUAGAAUGUGUUGUGGAUAACUUUGCUCCUUAUCGACAGUGUAAUUUCCUCCAGAAUGUAGAUGUAAACCAACCUAUCAUCCGCUUGCAAAAUAAAGAUGGGUUUCCAUUGGCAGGGAAUGUAAUGAAUGAUGUUUACGUGUGUGUUAAUGGAUUUAUAACUCUUGGCAUUGAGCAGUGUGACCAGGGUCCAGCGGGUGAAUUAGGUGAAAAUCUACACACAGGGACAAUAUUUGCACCAUUUUGGGCUGACAUUGAUUUGCGAAUUCCAAGAGGUGUCCCUGCUAAUGAGACAAAUCGGAUGUAUUAUUGCCAAUACAGCCCAAGUGAUUUUGAUAAUGGCAAAGCUACAGAAAAUACAAAUAUUCACGCCAGUGUUCAAAAGGUCAUUAGAGCAUAUACACCUGUUAAAAACUAUGUCCCAUUGAACACUAUCAUAGUUGCUUGGAAUGAAGUUCGACCGUUUCCAUCGUCAGAAGCUUUAACAUACUUUAACAGCAAUCAGAAAGCUACUUUUGAGGUCGUACUGACAUCCGAUGGAGAAAACACCUUUGUUUAUUAUGUGUAUUUUAACAUGAAUUGGAAUGAUCCAACAUUUAAAGUUCAAGUUGGAUAUCGUUAUCCUAGUGCUAUGGAAAGUCUUACACCUCAAGUGUUACCUGGGUUCUCACGUCUCAGAUUUGACAAGGCGAGAUUUCGUAAUGGUGAUACUGGUUUGUUCAUUGCUCAAGUAUCAACUAAUUCUAGUCAAAUGGCAGCAUUAAACUGUGGUAGGUGGCAAAAGCAACAACCUACUGUUGCUCAAAUUCAAUCUCUGUCAUUUCAGAGUCAGGGAUUAAGGAGAAGAAGGUCUUGUCCAUGUACAAUUCAACAAGCUGUUCGUGAUUCACGAUAUAAACCAGAAGAUGUUGGUUUACAAGCACUGGCAACAUGUUGGUAUAGAAAUAGAAAUAGAAAUAGAAAUAGAAGAUGUCCUUCCAGAGAAAAUAGACGUCCUUAUUGUAUUCAAAGGAAACAAGUUUGGUUGCUUAACAAUAUACAAAAUUCUGAUGGUGAUAAAGCUGCGUAUGUAACCCGUUGCUGUUAUGAAUUGGAGCGUGGUGGUCUAAUAAAAACAGUUAGUGGACAACUAGAACCACUUACACAGACUCAUUUUCAAUUUACUAAACUCAGCCAAAACCAGUUAAGAAGAAAUAGGCAAGAAUUUAUAAACAACUUAAUUCUUAAAGAUGCAUCGCCAUUCAGAGAUUGUUGUCGUCAAUCAGCAAAAUGCGAUGUGUAUGAAAGUCAUUCGAUUGUUCCUGACUGCUCAAACUACCGUCCAAGGCAAAGAUCCCCAGGAUAUGGUGAUCCUCAUUUCAUCACACUUGAUGGUUUGGAGUAUACAUUUAACGGCCUUGGUGACUAUGUUUUAAUCACGUCAAGCACAUCACAAAUUCAAUCGAGAACUUGCAAAGCUCUCAAUACUGUAGGCGCCGUCAACGCCACUGUAUUUUGUGGGUUUGCAAUAAGUGUUAUUGACGAAGCCAAAGUAGAAUUUUAUUACGAUCUAAAAGCAAAUACUUCAACCUUGAUAGUGGAUGGCACUGAACGAAAUUUAGUUACUGCAUCUUAUGACACAGUGGAUAUUGUCUACGAAGUGGGGGAUACAGAAGGAAUAUUGGAAAUUCAGUAUUUGUCUGGCCUCAGUCUUGAGAUCUCCAUAUUCAGAAAGAUGUUGCAGAGUUCAAUAUCUGUGCCAGAGGAUUUAGCUGGUACUCUAAAAGGUCUGCUUGGUGAUUACAAUGGUGAUAAAGAUAAUGACUUGGUGUCAAGGAAUGGAACAGUUUUUUCACCUAAUUCGUCCGAAAGUGAAAUAUAUUACAACUUUGGCUUAGGAUGGGCUGUUCAACCAAGUGAAUCAAUGUUUUCACAACCGCAUAUAGAUUUGGAUUCAUUCUUCGUGCCGAUCUUUUUCACUAACUUAAAUGACAUGUUCAAUAACAACAACACAGCCAUUGAUGAAGCCAAAAGGAGUUGUGGAAAUGUGACUGCGAACAGAGAAUGUUUUUUCGAUUUAGCGGUGUCUCAUGAUGUUACACUGGCUGUUAAUGGAAAAGACUAUAUUCAGGAAGAAACAGAAGUUACCGCUCUUCUUCAAACUGAACCUCCAGUCAUUAUUGGUCCAAUUCAAAUCAAUGUUACUUACCUCGAGCGUACUAAUUUCACCAUCAUGGCUGUUUCGAAUGUCUCCAAUGAUCUGACGUAUUUCAUAAACACAAAUUUUAGUAGUUCUUUUACAUUGCUGGAUAACAAAACUGGAGUGGUUGAAUUUGUACCCACUACAAGGUCAGAAACGAUUGAAAUUGGUGUUGUCGAUGAGUUCGGCUUAUCUGCUAUACAACAAGUCCGUAUACUGUAUUGCUUUUGCGAACACAACGGAGUGUGUGAUCAUGAAGAUUUGGAAAUAGAAGGAGAAUAUUUUGCUGGAGUCUAUAUAAACUUCGUGCAGUGUUUGUGUCCCGAAGGCUUCACUGGAUCUCACUGUGAAACAGAAGUCGAUGUGUGUGUGGAUACACCUUGUUUUGCCAACGUCACCUGCGAAAACACCCUUAACGGUACGGCUAAAUUGGCCAAGUGCGGUAGCUGCCCGUUUGGCUACACAGGCGACGGAAGAAAGUGCUAUGAUGUGGAUGAUUGUGCCGUCAUGCAACCGUGCCAACAGCAAUGUCAAAACACGAUUGGAAGUUUCACCUGCUCUUGCUUCAGCGGUUACAACACCUUCAACAGCACACAUUGCACUGAUGCUAACGAAUGUCAAAACACAACCGCCUGUUCUGGCCAGAAUGAAUUAUGCGAAAACACGAUUGGUUCGUUUCGUUGUGUGUGUCAACCUGGUUACCGUAGAAACUCUUUAAAUCUAUGCGUUGAUAUUAACGAAUGCAAUGAAACAACUGACAACUGUCAACAGAACUGCGUGAACACACCAGGUAGCUUUACAUGUGAUUGCAAAGCCGGAUAUACGCGGAGUCUAGAUGAAAGGACAUGCGUGGAUGUAAACGAAUGCGAGUCAGCCAAUGAUUGUUCUUCUCAGGCAACUUGCACUAACACUGAAGGAAGCUACUUAUGUUUUUGUAAUCCUGGUUACAGUGGCACUGGAAAAGUCUGUGGAGAUUUGAAUGAAUGCGAUUCAGUAGUGCGCGCGUCACUCAGAUUGCCAUUGGAUUGUUCAACAAGGUGUGUUAACACUAUAGGAUCCUACCGAUGUGAAUGUAAUGCUGGUUUCCAAUUAAGUGUGGAUAAUCAUACAUGUAACGAGCAGUUGAAUCCUUGCUUGACUGGCACGAGCAACUGUCAUGAAAAUGCAAGAUGCAAUUAUAUAAACAGAGAGGUCCAAUGUAGCUGCAAUACUGGUUACUCUGGUGACGGCCGGACGUGCACAGACGACAACGAGUGCAACCCUCUCCGAGAUUGCCGGCAAAAAUGCCAAAACACGCCAGGUAGUUAUAUGUGUGGUUGCAACGAUGGGUACAUCUUAAACGCUAAUGGCAAAACCUGUGAUGAUGUCGAGGAGUGUGUACUUAGAUUAGCAAGCUGUCCGUCGAACUCACGCUGUGUCAACACCAUCGGCUCAUACAAUUGCAACUGCGACAAUGGAUUUAUAAAGAAUGGAAGCCGUUGUGACAAUAGAAACGAGUGUGCCAUUGGAAACGGAGGUUGUAAUCAAACCUGUACUGACACGGCUGGCUCGUUUACGUGCAGUUGCAACUCUGGCUAUGAACUGAACCCAGACGGCAAAACUUGUGAGGAUGUGGACGAAUGCUUGCUUGCAAGGGAUGACUGUCAUGCUAAUGCUGACUGCCAGAAUACCAUCGGCUCAUACAUGUGUUCUUGCAGAAAUGGAUACUCUGGAAAUGGUCGAACAUGCACAAAUGUCAAUGAAUGUAUUGACAAUACCCACAAUUGUGACACAUCUGCUGUUUGCGUGGACACUGAGGGUAGCUUUACGUGUAGUUGUAGAACCGGAUUCGCUCUUCAACUCAAUGGCAUAAGCUGUGAAGAUAUAGAUGAAUGCUUGCUGGGCACUGCUAAUUGCGCAGGAAAUCUUAGCUGUGUGAACACGCAAGGCUCCUUCAUUUGCAAAGGUACUUGUGAGCUUGGAAAUAACUGCGAACAGCGUUGCAACAACACAAUGGAGGGUUAUUUUUGUUACUGCAGCCCAGGUUAUCAAAUCAAAUCAGACGAGCAAAAUAAAUGCGUGGAUGUGAACGAAUGUAUGGACACUCUGUUAAAUGAUUGUCAUAGCAGUGCUGAUUGCAUGAACAGUGUUGGCUCUUAUAGAUGUCAAUGUCGAACUGGUUUUACUGGUGACGGUAAAACACCGUGCACACCUAUUGGAACCACGACAACACCAUCAAGCCGCGUUCACUAUUUGAAUGGAUCCAUUGCGACAGUCGACCCUACUCUACUCGAUGGAAAAAUGUUAGAUUUUACAGAUCCAACUACAAUAUCUGCCUUUCAGGAUCCAACCUCGCAAUUGUAUCGCGACUAUUCGGCUGCCGUAAAAAAUGCAUUAUUGAUCAAACUGAAGGGGGUUAAUGAAAAUUUUGCUAAUGUGCAAAUCAUGUCAUUGAGACCGACACUAACUGGAGUCACGGUCCACUACACAGCGGGAUCUUUUGUGGUCAUUAAUGACACCGCAGCUACCCUCCAAACCAGAUUGGUUGAGUUGUUCCGUGUUGCAAACUACAAAUUGGAUGGCGGGAAACUUAACGCUACAGUCACCCAACGUAGUAUUACAAUUAAUGAUUUUGACGAAUGUGCAAACAACCGGGACAUAUGUCACAAAGAGGCAACCUGUGUGAAUGUGCAAAAUUCCUACAACUGCGUGUGUAAAAACGGUUUCCAGGGUGACGGCUUCAAUUGUGCAGCAAUAGGAUUUAUUCAUCAAGAUGGUGUCAUCGGGCUUUACGACUCUGUUCUGGAUGGCAUCCAAAUCAAUUUAAAUGAUGCGAAUGUGCGCACUGCCCUUGGGAAUCCUUCGUCAACGCUUCACAAGAAAUACAAAGCUGCUGUUGAAGAAGGCAUUUACGCCGUACUAAGCAGUACUUCGAACUCAAUAGCGUCGGUGAAUGUGAAGACGAUUACGCCCGCCCAGCAAUCUGUUUCAAACAACAUUACAGUAACGUACGAGCUAGUGUUUUACAAUAACAACUCAGACACCCCGUCUAUUGUCCAAACAAAAUUACAGAACGGUUUCACUGCCAGAAGCGAUGCUCUGACUGUUGUAGGCUUUACAGCGCGUGUUAUACCAACAUCACACGCCAUUACAGAUCAAAACGAAUGUGCCACUGGCGUUCACAACUGUCACACACAAGCUACUUGCACUAAUGCAGACCCCGGCUUCACAUGCGCUUGUAAUACUGGUUACCAAGGAACCGGUGAUACUUGUAAAAAGAUUGACGAUGGCGAUGAUGACUUAACGACGUUAGCUGCAAUUUUUGCGACAGUUGGUGUUGGUUUGUUGAUUCUCAUCAUUUUACUUAUCUGGUUCGUCUUGAAUCGCAGGAAAAGAAAGUCAUCAAAAGACUCUGACACAUCUAGCAGUUAUGAUGGCAGCGCCUCAUGGACGCCGUUCCCCUUCGGUCAAAUGAGGGCGAGAAGCAUGUAUGUGCCUCGUGGUGUAGUACCAACGCAAUAUAAAGAUAUUCCUGAGGAUGAAAGAUGAUCGAAACACCACGGCUCAUACAUAUACAUAACUAUUUAAAAAAAUUGACCUCCGUAAAGGGGAAAUGAAACAGGGACUUUAAUGUUUUUUCGAUAUUAUUUGCUGCAGCUGCCUUCUGUGUUUUAUAAUGCAUAGUUAGGUUACUUCAUCCUUGACGACCCGGUAGCUUUCAGAAUGCACAACCUGGCAACCCAUGUAGCUCAAGUUUCGAUUAUUUUUAUGCACUGAAUAUUUGUUAAUUUAUUUUUUCUACGUUUUAUAUUUUUUAAGAAUUUACACUUUAAAAAUUUUUUUCAAAUUGACACUCAACCACAUGGUUUUUUUUCGCCGGUUGAAAAAAAAAUCAUGUGAAAAAAAAAUUAAUUCAUAGUUAAUAAUUGUUAUUUGCACCCGAGGGUUUUCCUAUUCAAUUCUCCGAAUGUACGAUUUUCUGUUUAAUUUCAACAAUAGUCUAAACUUCUUUUCAUUUAUAUAUAUAAAAAAAGUUUUGACUCACGCCUGAACUUCUUUUCACUUAUAUAUAUAAAAAAUCACAUAACCUUUUAAAAUGUUAAUAAAGAUUUACUUUUGGUACGAAAUAUAAUAAAUUCUGACACAGUAUCUACUAAUUAUGUUUUUAUUUCACUGGAGCAGGUUGUUGGUAUAACAUUCCCAACUGCUUUACACGUUUUUUUGAAUUUAUAAAUUUAUAAAGAAUGAAAAGCCCUUGCAGACUAAAAGAUUUCAGAUUCUUGUU